AUGCCUCCGAAGAAGAAAGGCGAUGGGAAAGGCGGCCCCAAGCCUGGCACAAAACAGGCCAAGGCGGUCGCAGAGAAAGCAGGGGAGGCAAAGCCGAAGCCAACAACAGAAGAGCCUAAGAAACCAUCUGUGAAGGAGGUCAUUGGCGGCGCAUCAUGGACAGGAAAGCUGCCAGUCAAUAUGCUGGCAGAGCAUUGCCAGAAGCAAAAAUGGGAAAAACCUGAGUACAGCAUGAUAAAAACCUCGGACGGAUUCGUGUCCGCCGUCACAAUGAAGAAGAUAGACUCAAAGACUAAAGAGCUCAUUGUGAUUCCACCGAUGAAACUCCCUCCCUCCCAUAAGCAUCUCGCCGGACAACCAACAGCCCUCGAGGCGCGCCACUUUGGUGCAGCUUUUGCUCUAUUCCGCGUGUGCAAUAUGCGCAAUAUUCAUAUGAUGAUGCCUCCUACUUAUAAGAAACUCUGGAAAGAAGACUUCGGGGAGAUCAAGGCAAACGACACCAGGGAGGGCAAGGGCUGGAUGUACGAGGCAGAUCCGUUCCUAGCCAAACAGGAACGUGAAAGUGCAGCGGCCGAUCUUGCAAAGAAACGUGCGGAUAGGGAAAAGGCGCAAGCCAAAGAGAAGGCAUCCAACGCCGAGUUAGGGUUAGGUAAUGGGGAUGUCAAGUCCAAGCGUAUUUGGUCGCAAGCACCCAAGGUGGACAUGGGCACUCGGAUCCGGAGAGAUAUUGAAGGUCUGCUGCGACAGCAUACGGUCUGGAAUCCUUACGGAGUGAAUAUCCCAGAAAAUCGAAAGAAGGAGAUUGCAGACGAGUUCUCUAGCUUGGGUUUCCGUCGAAGUCAUGUUGAAGAAGCUGCGGCAGAAUGCAAAGACCGUGAGGAGGUACUGGAAUGGCUACUCAUCUAUGUCCCCGAUGAUGACCUUCCACGGUGGAGUCUACCAGAGGGUUAUUCGGCUGGAGUCAGCCUUGGUUCCGGUGAUCUCGCUCGUGAGGCCAAGAUUAAGAGACUGGCAUCUGUUGGUUACCCGUCUGAUAUGUGUUCUCGGAUCUUGGAUAGUAUGGACGGCGAUGAGUGGGCUGCCGCGGAACAAUUGCAAGGCACUUUGGUUCACGGAUCUGAAUACACACUCCCAUCAGUCGAUGAAGAUGACGAGGCUUGGGCGGAGGAGGCGGUCACACUGGAGGCUAUAUUCGGUGAGCGUUAUCGUCGCAUCUCAGCCAAAGUCUGUGAGAUCAAUAGCGAGGCAGCGGAACUGCCCGCCAGUACAACCUUUCGCUUCCAAAAGCCCUCCGCUCACUAUCCAACCACGCCUCCUGUCAUCUCAAUCCAGGCAAAAGGUGUUCCAGCUUAUAUACGCCUCAGUGCAAUCCGUCGAGCAGUACGGUAUGCCGAGGACAACUUCUCGGGUGAGUCUAUGAUAUUCAAUGUCAUGGACUGGCUCGAGGUCAACCUACCUGCUGUUAUGGAGAACCCGGGCAAGCUACGAGAGAUCUCUGCUGUCACGACCUCCAUGGUGGUCGAGACUCAUCAGGUUCCAGUUCGUUCAUCACGCAAGAAUCGCAAGGGAAUUGAUUGGAAUGUCGACUCGGAACGAAGCUUGGCUAUGCGUGAUGCCUGGGAGACAAAACAAAACACAGCACCGCAACUCGAAAUGACUCGGAAGCGAAAGGCACUUCCCGCCUGGAAUACUCAAUAUGAUAUCAUUCAGGCUAUCAACUCGCACCAGGUGACUAUUAUCUCCGGUGAAACCGGUAGUGGUAAAAGUACCCAAUCGGUGCAAUUUGUGCUAGAUGAUAUGAUCCAGCGCGGACUGGGAGGUGCUGCAAACAUCAUUUGUACACAGCCGCGACGAAUCUCAGCAUUGGGUCUUGCCGACAGAGUCAGCGAUGAGCGUUGCUCCACUGUUGGUGAUGAAGUUGGAUACGUGAUUCGAGGCGAGUCCAAAGCCAAACCUGGCUCCACCAAGAUCACCUUUGUGACUACAGGUGUCUUGCUCCGUCGAAUCCAAUCUGGCGGGGACGCAGAUGGCAACGUAUCCAGCUCUCUCGCGGACGUUUCGCAUGUGGUGGUUGAUGAGGUUCACGAGCGCAGUCUGGACACAGACUUCCUCUUGGCGCUUCUGAGGGAUGUUUUGCGUUAUCGCAAAGAUCUCAAAGUAAUUCUCAUGAGUGCUACGCUUGAUGCGGGUAUUUUCAUGGAUUACUUUGGCGGACAGCAGUCAGUUGGAUUGGUGAACAUCCCUGGUCGAACGUUCCCCGUUCAAGACUACUACUUGGACGAUGUUAUGAGAUACACAUCUUUUGCACCGGAACUUGCGGAAGAAUACGAGUAUGAUGAAGAACCAUCCCGGGGUGAGGAAACGCUUGGUAAAGCACUUCGCAGCCUGGGCAUGGGCAUCAACUACGAUUUGAUCGCAGCGACUGUCGAAUACAUUGAUGCACAAAUGGGUGAACAGCCUGGUGGGAUUCUGAUUUUCCUCCCUGGUACCCUGGAGAUCGACAAGUGUCUGGCAGCAGUCAAGAGAAUCCCAAACACACACCCUCUACCAUUGCAUGCAUCUCUCCUCCCCGCUGAGCAACGAAGGGUAUUCCAAAGCCCCCCAAGAGGAAUGCGAAAGGUUAUUGCUGCCACCAAUGUAGCGGAAACUUCUAUUACGAUUGAGGAUGUCGUUGCUGUCAUUGACACUGGUCGAGUCAAGGAAACAAGCUACGACCCUAAGGACAACAUGGUCCGACUUCAAGAAGUAUGGGCCUCGCAAGCGGCUUGCAAGCAACGCCGUGGUCGUGCUGGUCGUGUCCGCGCAGGUAUUUGCUAUAAGCUGUACACCCGCAAAGCCGAAUCCAACAUGGCCCAACGGCCAGACCCGGAAAUUCGCCGUGUGCCACUGGAACAGCUGUGUCUGUCAGUAAAGUCUAUGAAGGGAAUCGACGAUGUCGCCAACUUCUUAGCAAAUACCAUCACCCCGCCGGAAAGUAUAGCUGUUGAAGGUGCAUUGAACUUCCUACAUCGUGUAGGGGCCCUUGAUCAUGACAAACUCACUGCACUCGGUCGAUAUCUCUCAAUGAUCCCUGCCGAUCUCCGAUGUGCCAAGUUGAUGAUCUAUGGUUCGAUUUUCGGCUGUAUUGAACCCUGUCUCACCAUUGCAGCCAUGUUAACGGUCAAGAGCCCGUUCAUCUCACCACGCGAAAAACGCGAAGAAGCCAAUGCUGCCAAAGCAAGUUUCUCUCGCGCAGGCGAUGGCGAUCUUCUCACGGAUCUUUCGGCUUACCAGGCUUGGUCUGAGCGAGCCCAGGCAAAGGGUGGCUAUUGGGGGACCCAGUCGUGGUGUGGUGCCAAUUUCCUCUCCCACCAGACGCUACGCGAUAUCUCUUCCAAUCGCGCUCAAUUCAUCACCUCUCUCAAAGAUGCAGGUGUCCUGGCUGUCAACUACUCAGAUUCUUCGCCCGUUUGGAACCGCAAUGCCUCCAAUCGUAACUUGAUCCGUGCUCUCAUUGCUGGAGCCUUCCAGCCACAGGUCGCGCAAAUCUCAUUCCCAGAUAAGAAGUUUGCCAGCUCCGUCACCGGUACUGUUGAGGUUGACCCAGAUGCGCGUACUAUCAAAUACUUCAACCAGGAGAAUGGUCGUGUCUUCAUUCACCCAAGCUCGAUUCUUUUCUCUGCUGCUGGCUAUCCCAAUGCUGCGGCAUACAUCAGCUACUUUACAAAGAUGGCUACUAGCAAGGUUUUCAUUCGCGAUCUUACCCGUAAGUUACUAGGCCCCAUGCAUCGCGUCAUGGUCUUGUUUCAUUCUAACGGGUUUCCAGCUUUCAACGCAUACUCACUACUUCUUUUCUGUGGCUCCAUUGAGCUUGACACUGUGGGCCGUGGUCUGGUUGUAGACGGCUGGCUCCGUCUCCGUGGCUGGGCCCGCAUCGGCGUACUCGUCUCGCGACUCCGGACGAUGUUGGAUGAGGCUCUUGCGGAGCGCUUCGACAACCCUGCGCAAGUGACUGAUGGCAACAGUAUCGGAGAUCGAGUAAUCGAAGCUGUCAAGAAACUCAUUGAGUACAAUGGGCUUGAUCAGUGA
This is a messenger RNA of Penicillium salamii, 4068 nucleotides long. The record is from the annotation of a GenBank genome assembly. NCBI's taxonomy places the organism in Eukaryota, Fungi, Ascomycota, Eurotiomycetes, Eurotiales, Aspergillaceae.